Messenger RNA from Lolium perenne, 1671 nucleotides. RefSeq lists its product as uncharacterized. Gene Ontology annotation, molecular function: nucleic acid binding. The record is from RefSeq and is a predicted model, not a curated record. NCBI's taxonomy places the organism in Eukaryota, Viridiplantae, Streptophyta, Magnoliopsida, Poales, Poaceae.
AUCUCAAUGAUAGAUGAACCAUCAAUAACAGAUGCAAAGCUUAUCUUCAAAAUGAUGGGGAACAUAAUGCACAUGGAUGAAAAAUGGUUUGAUAUGACAAAGCGUAAUCGAACAUAUUACCUAACUCCAGAAGAACCGGAUCCAGUUCGCACUAUCCGUAACCAUAACAACAUCGGUAAGGUGAUGUUCCUAACUCUGGUUGCAAGACCAAGAUUUGAUGCACAAGGUAACAUGACAUUUGACGGAAAGGUCGGAAUUUGGGCGUUCGUCAUAGAGGAUGUGGCCAAGUACAACUCAAAGUAUCAGACAAAAGGCGAUUUGAUGCUAAAGAAUCUCAAUGUUACUAGAGACGUGAUGCGGGAAUACCUCUGUGAGAAGGUAAUUCCAGCAAUUGUUGAAGUAUGGCCCGACGAUGGAGACGUGGGAACCAUAUGGAUACAACAGGACAAUGCAAGAACACAUGUUCCGCCUGAUGAUCCUAUUUUUCAAGCCGCCGUAAAAGCUUCAGGAUUGGAUAUUAGGUUGACUUUUCAACCUCCUAACUCCCCGGAUGUGAAUGUUCUAGAUCUCUACUUCUUCAGUUCAAUCCAAUCCUUGGCAUUUGAGAGUGCACCUAAUACUCUCAAAGAACUGAUAGAAUCAGUAGAACAAGCUUACGAUGCAUAUGACGUGAAUACACUUGCCAAAGUGUAUGUCACCUUGCAGUCUGUUCUUGUGCAGAUUAUGAAAAACCAGGGUGGAAAUACAUACAAGCUAAUUCACAUGGGCAAGGACAGACUGAUAAAGGAGGGAAACUUGCCUGACACACUAGAGGUUGAUAGCGAACUAUAUGAAGAAACCUUAAAGUUGAUAGAGGAAUAUGAGAUGCAACUAAAGGAGGAAGAGAUCAAGGCUACACAAGCAAAGAAAGCAUCAAAGAUAAAAGGAAGAUCCCAAUUAAUUGUGGAUAAUGACCUAGUUAUCACAGGAAAAGAAUAUGCCACAUGGUUGGAGGACUCAUCAAGCAUUGUCCGUCCAAAGCGACGAGUCAAGAUUAAAAAACUUGAUCUCAUCCGGGAAAGACAAGUAAGCGAAUUUGAAGUUGCAAUACAAGAAGAGAAGCCUGAGGAGGAGAAGCGGAAGGGAAAACAACCAAUAAUACAAGAGAAGCCUGAGGAGAAGAAGGUGAGCAAAACAAGAAAACAACCGAUAAUAGAAGAUACUAGAGCAAACAAGAGGCCAAGGAAGGCAUAAAACAAACACCAUGGCAUCCUAAACAGCAAUUCACAUGGGCAAGCAAGCAAUAGAAAAUAGGUAUCCAUAGUUUAUCAUGUAUCCAUAGUUUAUCAGAGUUAUCAUGCAUACAGAGUUUAUCAAGCAAACAAGCAAUACAAGGAGAAUCGAUAAGAGUUAUCAUGUAUCCAUAGUUUAUCUGAAUAUGUACUGACUCAUAUUGUCCAUAUAUCUGAAUGUAAAAAUAAAUCGGCAGUGACAUCAGCUUAUUAGAAAAGGUUGGAAGCAAUUGAGUACUGUACCUAGUUUUCAGGCUUGCUCAGUUUUGGAUAUUUGACGAUCAGGAUUCUUAUUCACUUACCCUGAUGUGUGCAUUGGAUACAAGUCCUUACAAGAGCAAUUGUUCACUAAGACACUGACUUUGCCUAACAUAUUACUCCAGCCAUAAGUGCCUCAAGC